Corythoichthys intestinalis (scribbled pipefish) is the source of this 2082-nucleotide messenger RNA. It is a transcript of the gene dync2i2, whose product is annotated as dynein 2 intermediate chain 2. Bases 119 to 1633 code for a protein of 504 amino acids. Gene Ontology annotation, cellular component: cytoplasmic dynein complex; ciliary plasm. The transcript has 9 exons. Lineage: Eukaryota; Metazoa; Chordata; Actinopteri; Syngnathiformes; Syngnathidae. Gene Ontology annotation, biological process: intraciliary transport. Gene Ontology annotation, molecular function: dynein light chain binding; dynein heavy chain binding. The record is from RefSeq and is a predicted model, not a curated record.
AAGAAGGAUCACACUGGCGACGAAGAAGAAAUUGGCUUUUGUUGACGGAUGUUGAAUUGUAUGGUUAGUAAUCGACAGUAGUAUUCUAUUUCAUCAUUUCAUUAUCAUUUUUAUUGAUAUGUUUACGGACGAAGCCCAAGUGUCAGUGAAUAUCCCGUCAUCCUGGAGAAAAUCUCAGCAGGCGGCGCAAGAGUCGAGAGGCUGCCAAACCAGAUCCAUUCAAAGUGCUGAAGCAGGUGUACAGACUCGUUCUAGUGUCAUCAGCAGUACUCAGACAGAGCCCCAAGAUCAUGUGACAACAGAAUACCUUCAAAACCCCCAAAAUGCGCUCAAUUGUCCUCGCUUGCGGGAGUUCCUACAGAAGGUUGAAGGCCCAGUCAUCCGUGAGUUGGUCAGAAACUCCAAAAGUCAUGCUUUUGAUGGCUUUCAUGUGAACUGGGAAGAACACAAUCAGAAGGUUUUGUGCCUUCACCAACUUCAACAUCCCAGGGCCCUCGAGCGAGAUCUUCAUGUAACAAGCGUUUCUUGGAGUUGUACUGGUGCCGUAAUAGCCUGUGCAUACGGCCGGAUGGCAGAAGGUGAUUGGAGCAAUGACAAAUCAUACGUGUGCACGUGGAACCUAGACCAUAGCGGUCUGAAGCCCAAACAAGCUGAUCUAGUAAUUGACGUUCCAACUGCAGUAACAUCUCUAUGUUGUCACCCGAAGCACCCCGCUCUCAUGGCAGGUGGUUUGUUCACCGGUGAAGUGGUGAUUUGGGACACCAGACAGUCUACAGAUCCAGUACUGGCACAAACUGGCAUGUCUGCGGACAGCCAUAGAGAACUUGUAUGUCAGGUUACCUGGGUACCCCUGCAGAAUAAAGGAGAGUAUGAUGUGUUAAGUGCAUGUUCUGGAGGAAGGAUUCUACUGUGGACCGUUAGUGUGGACCAAGGAAAAAUUUCCCUGAAAGCUGCCUUUGCACUCGUGCAACAGCAACUUCUUUCCAGUAGCAUCAGCUUCAAGGGUGAAGGCAGCAGCACUGUGGGUGUCACCUCCUUGGAUCUGUCUCCAUGGGACCCAGACACGUUUUUAGUGGGCUCCGAGGGCGGUCUUCUGCUUAGAUGCUCUCUCUCCUCACAUACACUAGCUGCGGUCCCGUCUGAAUGUCUGAGUGUGCCACUGCGAGCGCCGGCCGUCUUUGCUUUUAGGCCUAGUGGGGGCCCUGUCCACUCCAUACAUUGCUCACCUUUUCACAGGAACCUGUUUUUGAGUGCGGGAACCGAUGGCUUGGCUCACCUCCAUUCUUUGCUGCAGACCAACCCACUGCGCUCCCUUCGAGUGUCGGAAACUUACGUUUUUAAAGUGCAAUGGUCUCCAACCAGGCCAUUGCUUUUUGCCACAGCCACAGGACAAGGUGAGGUGCAAAUAUUUGAUCUGAGCCGCAGGUCCCCGAGACCAGCGGCCACCAUCGACCCAGGAGGCGUCGGCCAGGCUGCGACCUGUUUGGCCUUCAACUGUAAAAACCCUGGCCUUCUUGCAGUUGGGAAAACCGAUGGGACAGUUGGUGUUUGGAAGCUUAGCACUGACUUGACAGAGCAGUUCCCCACAGAAAGCCAACUCCUGGAGCAGAUAACCAAUCAAGUCACAGAAUGACACCGAUGGAUGGAGACUGCUGCAUUGGACUCGGUCAUCUGAAUUUGAACUUUACUGAGUUCCUUUUCUUCCAAUGAGGAGAGAAUAAUGAUGCUAAUGUCAUUUCUGUGCUUGGUCUUGCAAAAACAGUUUCACUGUCAUCACAAGUUUGAGAAACUUGUGGACCUUGCGCUAUUAUGUGCAAAAACUGCAACAAAACAGAAUGAAUAUAUUAAUAGGGAAUUUUUUACAAAUUUGCUUCAAUUUUUAUGAUACAACAAAAAUACUGAUGCUUACAUUUCAUGAUUGUUGAUUCCACAGGGAUGUAUGACAAUCUCAAUGUUUAUGCUUUCAUUUGUGGUAGUGGCAUUACAAAUAUCUCAAUUUAUAUGAAUGUACUGCUAAUUUGUUUAAGUUUUUUUUUUUUUUUUUUUUUUAAAUACUGUACAGAUAAACACAAAAUUAAAAUC